This is a messenger RNA of Plasmodium berghei ANKA, 4140 nucleotides long. Its product is annotated as AP2 domain transcription factor AP2-G2. The transcript has a single exon. NCBI's taxonomy places the organism in Eukaryota, Apicomplexa, Aconoidasida, Haemosporida, Plasmodiidae. The record is from RefSeq and is a predicted model, not a curated record. Gene Ontology annotation, biological process: regulation of DNA-templated transcription. Bases 1 to 4140 code for a protein of 1379 amino acids. Gene Ontology annotation, molecular function: DNA-binding transcription factor activity.
AUGAUAAAUACAUCAGGUAAUCUCAAAAAUUUAUGUUUGAAUAUAAUUAAUAAUAUAAAAAAUAAUCCAAAAGAGGAAGAAAAUAAAACGAGUGAAAAUGAUAAUAAUAUUAGCUCAUCAACUAAUGAAAACUGCGAUCAAAAAUACGAUAUAAAAAAUGAUGUAUUAAAUCAAGUUCAGGAUAAUAAAAUUGAUAAAGAAAUAGAACAAAAUGAAGAACUAUCCAAAGAUUUAGAUAAACAAUUAAACUUGACACAUCCUAUUAUUAGUGAAGUAAAUAUAGACAACUAUAUAAAUAAAAAUAAUACAAACAAACAAAUAGAUUUAAAUCAGACUAAUAAUUAUAACUUCCUUCAUUCUGAAAGUAAUAUAAAUAAGAAAUAUGAAGAAAAUAUAAAAAUCCAUAAUAAUAAUACAGAAAAAUCAUAUAUAGAAAAAACUAAUAAAUAUAACGAAACAAAUUGUAUUUUAGGAAAUUAUAUCAAUUUGAAGGUAGAAAAAUAUGAAAAUGAUUCUAAAGAAUUAUAUCAAGAAUCUAUAAAAGGAAGUAAUGAAAAUUUCAAUACCACGAUAAAGGAGGCAUGUAACAAUAUAACUAAUGAUUUAAACUCGCAAUUCAAAUGUAGGAUAAAUGAUAAAAAUUAUUAUGGCACUUCAAAAAAAAUCGAAGAAGAAAAUGAUGAUGAUAAUAAUAAUAAUAAUAAUAAUAACAACAAAGCAAUAUCUUAUUAUUAUACUGCAUCAGAUUUAAGUACAUGUAACAAUGAAAAAAAUAUAAAAAAUUAUUACGAGGAAAAACUUGGGGAUUCAUGCCGAUUUUUUAUUUACACAUCAAAUCCAUAUAAUUCUGAUAUUAGAAUGAUAAAAGAAAAUUGUUUAACUAUAUAUCAGCUAUUAUUUACUGAGAAAAAAAAAUGGUGUUCUAUUUAUAUAUGCACAGAUAAUGGGCCGAUGUCAAAUUUUAAUUAUCAUUUAUAUAAAAUAUUAUGUAGUAAAGAUGAUAUAUAUAUGUACUUUUUUUUGUUAAAAAAAUUUAUAUUUUCAUGCUAUAUAUACUUUAAUUUAAUUAGUAUUAAAAUAUUUUCCUCUUUAUCAAUUUUUUCGUACAAAAAUAAAAAUUUAAGUCGUUCCACAGAUGCUCAAAAUUAUAUGAGUUUUAACGAUUUUUCAGAAUUAACAAAUUAUGAACAAUCCCAAAAUAAAACAGAUGAUAAUAUAAGUUUGAGGAAAGGAGACGAUGAGAAAAAAAAGAGAAAACAAAAAAAUGAAAUAUCAAAUAAUUUAGAAAAUAAAAAACCUAAAUUGAAUAAUGAAAAUGAUGAAAAUAUAAAAUGUUUUAGUAAAAAUUUAGAAAAUGCUCAUAACAAAGAAUAUAAUGAUUAUUUUUUGUCGAGUUAUAAAAAUAACAAAGAUAAUGAUUCCGGUAAUGUUGAAAGCGACAGUAAAAAUAUGUUUUCGUUUAACAAUGGAUUAGAUUAUAAAUAUAAAAACAAUUUAAAUAAUUUAUUAAAUCAUGAUGAUAUAAAAAAUAAUAAUUAUUUAUAUAAUGGGUUUUGUAAAAAUGAAGAAUCUCAAAUUUUCAAUUUUAUAUAUAACCCAUAUAAACAUAUAUAUGAAAAUAAGCCUAACACAUGCUCAACUUAUUUUAAUUUUUUUGAAAAAGACAAAACAGAUAUUAAAAAAAAGUUACAGUUAUUUAUUAAUACACAUUCACCUACUAUGAUAAAUAUUACAAAAAAAUGGAAUUCAUUUUAUUUAAAUAAAAAUAAAAUAACAUCUUUUGUUGAAAAAUAUAAAGACACUAAUUUUUUUUCCUGUGAUAAUUUUAAAAAAGAAAUAACAGAAAAAUUUGUAAAUAGUUUUGUUGAAACAUUUAUUUUGAUGAUUACUAAAAAUGAAAAUAAAGAGCAUAGUGAUGGAAAUACCGUGACCCCAACUAAAACUAAUAAUGAAAAUAUUAAUAAAAUCAAAAAAAAUGAUCAAACAAAAUAUGGUGAAAAUAUACAAAGCCAAGACCAGUUUAAUGCUGGAAUCGAUGGAAAUUCGUUAGAUACAACAUUUGAUGGCAAUUCAAACAAAGAAUUUAUAAUAAAUAAAAAUAAACCAACUUCAAGUAAUCAUAUUGAAACUGCUCAAGUUGAUAAUACAACAAAUGAUGGGAUACUGGAAAAUAAGAGCAAUUUGUUGGAAGAAAAAAGUCAAAGUAUUGGCGAAAAUAAUAAAAAUGACGAAAAUGACAAAAAUGGAGAAAAUGACAAAAAUGGAGAAAAUGACAAAAAUGGCGAAAAUGAUAAAAAUGGCGAAAAUGAUAAAAAUGGCAAAAAUGACAAAAAUAAUAAUAUGUCUGAUAACAUUGCCCCUAUGUCAGAAAAUGAAACAGAAGAAGAGUCACUAUUAGAAAAGGAAGAUAACAAGGAAGCGAGUUGGCGAAAUAGUGAUGAUUGUCGAGGUACUGAUUCGAUUUGCCCAGAAAAUGGAUCAAAAAAUUGGGAUAUACUUGAUAGUAGCAAAAAUCUUGACAGUAGUUGUGCAAUAAGUACAAACUAUGUUGAAAGUAAUGGGCUCAUGGAUAGCAACAAUCAUAUUUUAGGAACAGAUCAAAAUGGAGAAGAUAUGAAUAUAAAAACUUUUGAAAUAUCUGGAGAUAGUUCUGAUAGUUGUAAUAAAAAUGAUAUAAAAAAAGAAGAAUAUAAUUUAUUAGAUGAAAAUGAUGAAAAAGAAAUAAAGAAAGAAACAUAUUUUUUGAAAGAAGAUAAAAAUAAUCCUGAAUUGGAUAAUCAAUUAAAAGCAAGUCAAAGCUUACCAAAUAAUAUAAUAUUAAAUAAUUUAAAUAUAUUAAUGGCAGAUUUAAAUGAAUUAUAUUAUUAUCUUGAAAAUAGAAAAGGGAAAUUAAUAAGACAAGGAUGGAAUAUCAAUGGUGGUUUAGAAAAUUUUGGAUAUUAUUCCAGUUUUGAUAAAAAUAAAUAUUAUGGUAUAAAUAAUAAUGAAGAAAAUAACAUAAUUUUAAAAACAGGUAUUUUUGAAAGUCAAAAAUUAAAUUCUAUAUUUUAUGAUGGAGGAAAAAAUGAAGAUGAUGAUGAAAAUGAAACAAGAGUAAUAGAUGAAAUGUAUUAUAUAGAUACAAAUAAAAAUGACGAUGAUCAUUAUAAUUUAGAAAUAUCAUCUAUAGAUUUAACAAAAUGUUGUUCUGUAUGUUCAGGAGCGCAGUAUGAUAACUUUGAAACAAAUAGUAACCAUUAUAAUGAAAAUAAUAAAAUUGAAGUAUUUAUAAAAGAAAGCGAUUUUUUUUGUAAUUGUAAUAACAUUGUAAGCACUUCACAAAAAUUUAAUUCAAAUUAUAGAUUAUGCUUUAAUAAUGAUGUUAAAUCUGAAGAAUAUUAUAUGAUAAAAAAAAAUAACAUUGAGCAAAUGCAUAACAUGAUUGGUGAAAUAUUAUAUAUGAACAAUUCAGAAACAGAAGGAAUAAGAUGUAGAAAUGAAAUGGAUGAAACUGAUAUAGGAGGAGGUUAUGGAGGGGAUGUUAAAAGAAAUGGAAAAUAUUACAUAAAAAAUAAUAAAGGUAUAGAUAAAGAAAAAAAUAAAAUAUGGUCAGAAAAUAAUUAUGAUGAAACAUUUAAUAAUAAUAAUAAUAAAGAUGGUGAUAAUAAUAAUAAUAAACCAACAUUAACAAGUAGAGAAUUGCGAAAUUUAAGAAGAAAUAAAUUAUUAAAUAAUAAAGAAAUGGAACAAAAAAAUAAAUCAGUGAAAUCAACUUAUGGAUCAAAUUAUGAUAUAAAAUCUCCAAGGGUUAAGAAAUUAGAAAAAUUUACAAGUCUAGAUCAAGAAGAAUUAAGAGAAGUUUUUGGACCUACUGGAGUGUCAGGUGUUUAUUUUGAAAAAAGCCGAAGUAGUUGGACUGCUCAAUAUAAAGUUAGUGGCGGAAAAAGAAGAGCAAAAAGAUUUUUAGUUACAAAAAAUAUGACAUAUGAAGAAAUUGAAAAUGUUAAACAACAAUGCAUAGCAUAUAGAAAACAAAUGGAAAAAGAAUAUACCAAAGAAUUUCUAAAUGAGGACAAAAAAAAGAUAACUAGUAAUAAUGUUAAUCCCCCUGGAAAAAAAUCGAAAAAAAAAAGAAAAAUCAAAAAUUUUUAUGAUUGUUAA